Tetrapisispora phaffii CBS 4417 is the source of this 1242-nucleotide messenger RNA. It is a transcript of the gene MRP4, whose product is annotated as mitochondrial 37S ribosomal protein uS2m. Gene Ontology annotation, biological process: translation. Gene Ontology annotation, molecular function: structural constituent of ribosome. The coding region runs from base 1 to 1242 and encodes 413 amino acids. NCBI's taxonomy places the organism in Eukaryota, Fungi, Ascomycota, Saccharomycetes, Saccharomycetales, Saccharomycetaceae. Gene Ontology annotation, cellular component: ribosome; mitochondrial small ribosomal subunit. The record is from RefSeq and is a predicted model, not a curated record. The transcript has a single exon.
AUGUCAGUUUCUUUGCUGUUUAGAAAUAUACCUUCAAGCUCAGCCAAGCGUGUAUUGUUAUUGAAAUCAAUUAGAUGUUAUUCCACCCCAGUUGAAUCUAGUGACAUUAGUGUUAGUAACUUAGAACAUUCUACUGAAGAAGAAGACGAUGUGUUUCUAUUACGCCAAAAACAAUACAAUGAUCAACUUGUUGAGAGCCUAAAGAAAUUAAAAGCUACCCCGGUAGAAGAAAUCGAAGGUUUGGCAGAUACUUUGGAAACUCCAUUAACUGAGAAAGAAAAGCAAUUGGAUGCAGAAUUAUUUGACUUUUUAAAGAAAUAUUCUCAAUCCAAUAAAAUUAUUGAGACUGAUAACCUAAAUAUGGACAAUAUAGACUCUUCGUCGUCUACUUUAUCUUCUUCAAUCAAUGCUUUCAAAGGUUCUAACACUAUCAAUGGUAAGAAAUUCCCAUAUUUAAUUCCUUCCCAAAGGGAUAAACCUUACACUACACAGGAAUUAUUUUUAAGACAGUUAAAGCAUGCGUCUCACACUGCAAAAUUGGGAGCGAAUAUCCAUGACAUAUAUUUUCCACACAAAGAUAUAAGUUCUCCUAGUUUACCUGAAAAGAUGACAAUGUCAAAGCUGCUAGCAGCAGGUGUCCAUUUAGGUCAGUCUACUGCGUUAUGGAGGGCAUCUACUCAACCUUUCAUUUACGGCGAAUAUAAAGGAAUCCACAUUAUAGAUCUAAAUCAGACAUUACAUUAUUUGAAGAGAGCUGCAAAAGUAGUGGAAGGUAUCACUGAACAAGGCGGUAUCGUUUUAUUUUUAGGCACAAGAGAAGGUCAAAAGAAAGCCUUAUACGAAGCUGCCAAAAGAACUCGUGGUUAUUAUGUCUCGUCAAGGUGGAUUCCUGGUACUUUAACUAACCCAACAGAAAUAUCGUCAUCUUGGGAAAGACAUGAAGUUGAUAUGUUAGAUAGACCUACAGGUAGAGAAUUAUCUCCAGAAGAACAAACGGGUAUUGUCAAACCAGACUUACUUGUUAUAUUAAAUCCUACCGAAAAUAGAAAUGCAUUGAAUGAAGCCAUGCAAGCUAGAGUGCCAACAAUUGGUAUUAUUGAUACCGACUCUGAGCCUUCUAUUGUAACUUACCCAAUACCCGGUAAUGAUGAUUCAUUAAGAUCUGUAAAUCUACUACUUGGUGUCCUGGCUAAGGCUGGAGAACGUGGUCUAAAGAAUCGUUUACAAAAGGCAUCAAAUUAA